This is a messenger RNA of Lecanosticta acicola, 932 nucleotides long. NCBI's taxonomy places the organism in Eukaryota, Fungi, Ascomycota, Dothideomycetes, Mycosphaerellales, Mycosphaerellaceae. The record is from the annotation of a GenBank genome assembly.
AUGGUUCUCUUCAUCCUGCUCUCGGCGCUUUUCUUGGCGGUAAUGGCAUCAGCACAGAAUACAAACUACUUCAUCACUCCGCCAACGCCUGGAGAUAUCCACGAGUACGCAGACAAUAAUGUGUACGCUGAGGGCUCCACACUAGAACUUCAAUGGGCGACGAAUUAUUCUUUCGUCGACUUGGUGCUGUGGCAGAACGACAAUUCGAGCUAUCAGACUUUGAUUGAUGAUCAGCGGACGACAUCAUCAUUCUCAUGGAACGUCAACUUGACUGGGAUGUUCUCAUUGAAUAAAGGGAAUGGUGAGCAAGGACAACCGUUUCAUGAUGAGAAGACAACACGCUGAUGGGAUACGCAGUGUUCUUCUUCGAGGUCUUCAACGGCAGCACGGACACCAGCUUCUCAAGCCAUUAUUUCAACAUCACAGCAGCGGCCGCAAGUAGUAGCUCGACACCUACCAGCUCUUCGACUGCGACCACAACUUCGUCGUCAACCCCUGCCUCCCAAACGAACAACCCCUCGGCAGUAGCGAACUCCGACUCGGGCCUCUCGACCGGCGCAAAAGCAGGCAUAGGCGUUGGCGUAGCAAUAGGCGCACUCGUACUCAUCGGGGCCGGCAUCGCAGCCUUCUUCCUCCUUCGAAGACGAAAAGGCGGAGACUACGCACCAGCCAAGUCAUCCCCAGACUUCCUUUCCGGCAGCGAUCAAGCCAUGCAACAACAGCAUCAGUAUCAGGCAUAUCAAAAGCCUCCGACUAAUAGUGGAGAACUCCCUUCAGCUCCGGUAUACUCGCCACGAGGAGGCUAUGUGGCGGUACCGAGCCAGGAGAAACCUGUCGAGAUGGCGGCGUCUGAUCGGGGGCCGAGCGAAUUACCCGCACAUCAGGCGACACAUGAGUUGAUGGCGCCGAGUCCGACGACGCAGUACAAAUGA